UGACGUAUAAUGGACCCCUGGACGUGAAACGUAGGGCCUAGGGAACAAUGUGAAGCCAAUCUUCCUCUUCUAGGCACAGUAACAAGGAAACCUUUUAGGGUGGGGUAAUUACAUCAAGAUUCAUUUUAUACAUUACUCACCGCAAAAGGUAGUGUGUAUUCGCCUUAACUAACCCCAUUUAUAAUUAUACAAACAGAAAGUACAUCGAUAAUAAUUUAUAAAAGUAUUUAAUUCCCAACCCCUCUUUUGUAAAAGUACAUUUCCAUUUGAUAAAGGUAAAGAUGUCAACUAUUUGCAGACUAGCAGGUCGCAAGUUACCCUUCAUAAAGGUUGGUCUGGAUCGACCUAACUUUCUUCAGCUCUCCCGUCAUGUAACUUUAAAGCCAGUAUCGCAGCCAGUACGUGGCGCGGAUCACGAUGAUCACAAUAUGAGUAUGAAUAGACCAAUGUCACCUCACAUCAGUAUUUAUGCCUUCGAUAUUAUAAGUAAAAUUUCGAUAUCGCAUAGAAUUACAGGAACGAUGUUGGGGGGCUAUACGAUUCUGUUAGGAACUGGCGCGUUAGUUUUACCGAAUAAAGUAUCUCACUAUGUUGACGCAUUGCAGGCCAUGCAUCCCGGUGCGGCAUCGAUCCUUGCCCUGAAACUCGUACUCGCCGCUCCCUUCGCUUAUCACUUUUGUAAUGGCAUACGACAUCUUGUUUGGGAUACAGCACGGUUUCUAACACUGUCAGGAGUUCAUAAAACUGCCUAUAUAAUGUUGGCAUCUACAUUUGUGAUGCUGAUUGCUUUGUUGUUUAAGUAAUUGUACUCUUGAGAAUUUCGUUUUAUGCAGUUGUAAAUAUGUAUUGAUAAAAUGGCAUGAACACCAAAUUAAAUAAUGUUUUGUUAACAGAGAA
Messenger RNA from Photinus pyralis (common eastern firefly), 897 nucleotides. RefSeq names its product succinate dehydrogenase cytochrome b560 subunit, mitochondrial-like. The transcript is spliced from 3 exons. The record is from RefSeq and is a predicted model, not a curated record. Gene Ontology annotation, molecular function: electron transfer activity; succinate dehydrogenase activity. Bases 282 to 803 code for a protein of 173 amino acids. Gene Ontology annotation, biological process: tricarboxylic acid cycle; mitochondrial electron transport, succinate to ubiquinone. Lineage: Eukaryota; Metazoa; Arthropoda; Insecta; Coleoptera; Lampyridae. Gene Ontology annotation, cellular component: membrane.